UUCAAGACUCACGAUGAUAGUGAACGUCCCAUGAAGAUUCCUCCGGCCGGGUUGCCCUUCUCUGCCUAAACUAGAAACUAGUGUUACGGAGCGUCUAGUGGACCGACUACCGUUUGCAUAGGUCGCGGAACCUCUACAGAUUAACUUAAUCGAGCAUUUUUCUCCACCUUCUUCACACCAAUAUGACAGUAAAGAAUGCAAAAACAAAGUUGGUUCCGCCGGACGGAGGAUGGGGUUGGGUUGUUCUUUCUUCAGCUCUUAUUGUGAACUUCCUCAUUCCGGGCACCGUGAAAUCGUUCGGUGUCCUUUUUGUCGAAUUUCUUCAUGUUUUCAAAGCUUCUUCCACCGCUGCCUCCUGGAUGCCAGCUUUAUGCUAUUUUUUGUACAACUCUUUAGGUCCAUUAUCGAGCAUUUUAUCAAACAAGUAUUCUUAUAAAACAGUAACCAUUAUUGGUGGCGCUUUUGCGGCUUGCGGAAUGAUGCUGAGUUAUUUUGCUAAUUCAGUUUCUUAUUUAUACGUUAGUUAUGGCUUGAUGGUUGGAAUUGGAGCCGGAUUAACGUUUCCACCAACGGUGUACAUUGUCACUUCGUAUUUUGAAAAAUUACGAGGUGUUGCAAAUGGCCUAUGCAUUUCUGGUAGUGCUAUUGGAACUAUCGUAUUACCCCCGUUUCUGCAGUAUCUUCUCGAUUGUUUUGGAUAUAGAGGUGCAGUAUUAGUCAUGGGUGCACUUACAUUGAAUACAUUAGUUUGUGGUUUAUUGUACCAUCCUGUCGAACAACAUAUGAUUGCAGUACCAAUAGAAGGAGGAAUUGAUAAUCAAGGAUUAACUAUAGAUGAACCAGUUCUUGAUAAACAAAAGUCAACAGAAUCCACUAUUGAAAAUGAAACAACAUCAAAAAAAAAAGAAAAUUUCCAAACAGAAAAUGCGAUAAAUAAUCCUAAAGUAAAUGAUGAUUUGAAAGAUAAAAACGAAGAUGUAACUGAAAACAAGAUAAAUGAAACAGAAAAAGAAAAUAUUUUUAACAAAGAUAAAUUAAAUCUAGAUAAAAAACAAGAACAUACCGAAAAUCAGAAUGCGAAUUCUUCAUGGCAAGAAAGUAACAUUUCUGAAAUGAAUGUAACAUCCUGUAAAUUAGAAGAUGAAAAUCCAGAAUUAUACAAUCUAUCAUCAAAUGAGUAUAAAGAUAAGAAAAUACACGAACGAUUGAAGACAAAAGAAUCAGAAGAAUUAUCAGAAAAAUCAACAUCUAGGACAUCAUUAUCCAAGGUUGAAGUCACAGGUAAAAGACAAUUCUUUGACCUAAGUGUUUUAAAGGAUCCAAUUUAUUUAGUAAUUCUCAUUUCAAAUUCUACCUCAGCUAUCAGCAAUACCAAUUUCAUGAUCUUACUACCUUCUUAUGCCAUUUCACAAGGAUUUGAUAAAAAUUCUUCUGCGUUACUUUUAUCAAUUGUUUCUGCUCUUGAUUUAGUUGGACGAAUCAGUGGUGCUUCAUUAUCAGAUAUUGAUUUUAUGCCAAAGUAUUAUUAUUUCAUUGGUGGUCUUGGUACCAGUGGAAUAGCUUUAGCAUUAUUACCUAUGGCAACAAGUUAUGCAAUGCUUUCCUUUUUUUGUGCAUUAUUUGGAUUAUCAUCAGGCAUGUAUAUUGGAAUCACAACAGUAAUUUUAGCAGAUAUGAUUGGUACAGAAAAAUUAAGUUCAUCGUAUGGAAUAUCUUUAUUUGUUAAUGGAGUUCUUCAACUAAUUGGUCCACCUAUUUGUGGUAUUGUAUUUGAAACUGUAGGAUCAUAUAAACCCAUUUUUUUAGCUUUUGGUAUCAUACUUAUUUUAGGCACUGCAUUGUGGGCAGUUGUACCACUUAUAAAGAGAAACAACAAAAAAACUUUGCAAGAUGUAUAACAUUUCAUAAUUAUUAGUUUAUUUAUAUAAUAACAGAAUAUUGCACAAUUUUAAAAAAUUAAAAAGUAUUAUUUCUUUUAACUGCCAU
Molecule: messenger RNA, 1986 nt
Organism: Apis mellifera (honey bee)
Lineage: Eukaryota; Metazoa; Arthropoda; Insecta; Hymenoptera; Apidae
Product: monocarboxylate transporter 13
Exons: 6
Coding region: 183-1898 (571 amino acids)
Biological process (GO): transmembrane transport; monocarboxylic acid transport
Molecular function (GO): monocarboxylic acid transmembrane transporter activity
Source: RefSeq, a predicted model, not a curated record